Rhizoctonia solani is the source of this 2364-nucleotide messenger RNA. Its product is annotated as chromodomain-helicase-DNA-binding protein 5. The record is from RefSeq and is a predicted model, not a curated record. Lineage: Eukaryota; Fungi; Basidiomycota; Agaricomycetes; Cantharellales; Ceratobasidiaceae. Bases 1 to 2364 code for a protein of 787 amino acids. The transcript has 5 exons.
AUGACUUCUUGCAGCUCCAGCCCUAUCAAACUUGGGCAUCCUCCUAUUCACAAAGCCUCAGAGACCGUGAACUGGCUGAAGGCUACUCGUGCUGUCUCCGAAAUCCCCCUUCAUGAUUUCACUACCCACCAUCUUCCUGUUGCAUCAAAUCAGCCCCCAUGUGAAUUAUCCUGGAGCGACGAACAGGCGCCUCUCGUUGAUCACAUACGCAGCAUUCAGCCCGGCCAUGAAACCGCUCUGUACACAGGAUUUUCACCACUUCUCCGACUCUGCAACCUUGCCAGUAAGCGUGUUUUCGACUCCCUGCAUGAUCCAAUCGACGCUCUUGUUUUUUACUCCAACCACAACAAAUUUAUGGUUCACCCUUUCUCCGAACAAUCGUUGGCUCCUGAUAUAAUCGUUUUGCGGCAACCUUCGCACAUACUGGAAACUAUGACAGCUUCUGGAGCGUAUCAGGGCGAACAAGCUUUUGAAUCUCCUAGCACUCCAACCUGGUCGAAUGUUGUUGCAGUUGGGGAGGCUAAAGUACAACGCAAUGCUCGUUAUCAAACUGCCAACUAUCUUCGUAAUCAGCUUCAGCUUCGGCCUGAUCUGCACUCGGUCCUUGGAUUUAGUGCAAAAGCCAGCAGCUAUUCAAUCUUUUAUCACGACGCUAGUGCUAUACAUCAGUCCGCUAAUUGUGACUGGAGCGUUUCAAGUCCUCUGCACGCUUUUGUCCGACAGCUCUAUCGAGGCACAACAUAUGACCCUUCAAUAAUUAAUCUACGACCUAACGACCAAAAUCCGAGAUGGGUGGUUAGAAUUGACUCUGAUGUUUUUAUUGUUGCAACCGCAACGCCGGAUCCGGGGCUCGGUCAACGUCGUUUUACCGCUCUGGCAACGCACAUAGAAACGCAGAUUCCCUGGUUUAUCAAAGACUUCUAUCGAGAUGAUCUCCGGCGGUUCUUUGAAGGGGUUAUGUAUGUUAAAGCUCACGAGUCGCGGGUUUUGCCGGGGAUGAUGCAGGCCGAUCAUUAUGGCUAUGUCCUUAAUAAAAAUGGCGACCUGAUUCAAACCACCAGCUAUGGAAGAGGACAAGGCAACAGCGGCAUUAAAAUCAGAUCAAAAAUGCGCAUUGCAACGCGUGAUGUGGGUAUACCAUUGGAAAAAGUCAACUCCUUGCGCGAACUUCUUGGCGUCAUGUAUGAUGCCUGUGUUGUACAGCGCAACCUUUAUCGCAAGAGCAAAAUCCUUCACCGAGACAUCAGCGACAACAAUAUUAUGAUUGCUCCCACAGAUGAACAAUUCUACAAGCGUUGCAUUGGUGGAUAUGACGAAGUUAAAUAUCUGAAUCAAGUUCUGGCUCAGAAUAAAAAUACUCCACCCCGGCCCGUUUGCCUUAUUGUAGAUCUUGGAAACGGCGCGCAAAUAGAGGAUACAAGGAAGGGCUCCAUGGCCCUGACCGAAAGAACGGGCACCCCAAAGUUCAUAGCUCGUUCUGUUUCCAAAGGCAAACCCCUACCUCGGACGGUUUACAAGCCUGAUGGGGUGAUUAUCCCAAAACUUCAAGGGAAGUCCCGUGAACUAUACCAGGUCUCCAGCAACGUCGAGUACGAUAGUUACAAUCAAGCGGUUGACCGAGGCUACGCACAUACUCCUGGCUGUACGACCGAAUUCACACAUCAACUUUUUCAUGACGCCAAAUCAACCUUUUGGGUCAUAUCUUGGAUACUUGCUCGCGCUUUACCUAAGGACUAUCCCAUGGACCCAGAGCCCACCGAUGAGUUCAAGACGUUCGUCACAGAGAUGGAGAAACAUCACCCUGGCAAGAUAGGUUCUGAUGCUCGCGCCGACUUCUCACCAGAGCUUGAAGACUGGAGGAAGAUUCUCCAUCCUGGGCUCAAAAGCGUAGCACACAUGCUUAGCGAAAUGCACAAAUAUGUCCUACCUGAAUGGAGUUAUCGGCCCGAGCUUGACGGGGAGCAUGUACACGAGGCCUUGAUGCGACUGAUCCUAUCAGAGAUUGUUCGUAUUGAUGAUGAGAAUUCUGACAUACAGUUUGGAAGCAUAGUUCGUGCGCUCCCAGUCGAAUCAAAACAUCCUGGCUCUCUAUCCAGUUCUCUACAGGCGAAUUCAAAUCUCACUACGUCUACCAGUGCCAGAAAGAGGAGUCGCUCUAAGGAAGAUGAUAAUAUUGGAUUGAACGCUCACUCGGGGCCUAGACCACGACUGAAAGAGCCUCACCCAGGCCGUACUUCCAACGAUCAAGAUUCAAUCCCCGCGAAUUUGUUAGCGGAGGCACAGGGACUCAUAUGGGAUACAAUGGCGCAAUGGCUAAAGCAUCCAGCUGGCUACUCUACGAUUACGCCUCCAGCCACUGCAUGA